CUAUGAAAAUUGUAGUUUUAUAGUACCAUUAUCUCUAAAAAUGGCUUAUAAAGCACAUUUAGAUAUGGAAAUACGAAAAUUGAGACCCGCUGAGUUAUAUACUUUAGGAAAUAUAUUGAGCAUUUCUGAUUCGUGGAAAAAAUUAAUGUCCAUUGUACUUAAACAAGGAAAUGUUCCUAAAUUUAGUAGUGAUCAUAUCAGCAUCAUCGAACAUACAGCAAAUAGUGAUAAACGCAAUGCAGCUCAAAUAUUUUUGGAUGAGUGGAGUACUAUGGACAGAAAGAGACCAACAUUAAAAUUGUUACAAGAACUUCUUAUAAAAGCAGAGUUAUUUAGAGCUGCUGAUUAUGUGGCAUGUGAUAUAUUAAAACAGGAAAGACCAAAGAGGCCAGAUUGCGGUCCAGCUCAUUCUAUUGAUACAAGUGAUACAGUCAUAAAUAAACUACUAGAUAAUCAAAUGCUUCCACUGGAUACAUUUGUUAAUCGUGUGCCAUUAAAGCCAACAUCAGAGCUAAUUUCGGAAAUUAAUAGAAUAGACUCCUCCGAAAAAAUGCCUGCAAUUGUACAGACAAUGGAAAAUUAUAAAUGUGAGGAAUUAUUAUCUGAAGAACUGCCAGUAGUUCUGAAUAACUAUAAAUAACACUUGU
Molecule: messenger RNA, 647 nt
Organism: Cyphomyrmex costatus
Lineage: Eukaryota; Metazoa; Arthropoda; Insecta; Hymenoptera; Formicidae
Gene: tub
Product: interleukin 1 receptor associated kinase 4 tube
Exons: 3
Coding region: 41-640 (199 amino acids)
Source: RefSeq, a predicted model, not a curated record